Messenger RNA from Cynocephalus volans (Philippine flying lemur), 515 nucleotides. It is a transcript of the gene FMC1, whose product is annotated as formation of mitochondrial complex V assembly factor 1 homolog. NCBI's taxonomy places the organism in Eukaryota, Metazoa, Chordata, Mammalia, Dermoptera, Cynocephalidae. Bases 68 to 409 code for a protein of 113 amino acids. Gene Ontology annotation, cellular component: mitochondrion. The transcript has 2 exons. The record is from RefSeq and is a predicted model, not a curated record.
GGGGUGAGGCGAGGGGUUAGCAGGGGCGUAGGGCGACCGUCGGGCACCAGGCUCGGAGGACAGGAAAAUGGCGGCCUUGGGGUCCCCGGCGCGCACUUUUCGAGGCCUCCUGCGGGAGUUACGCUACGUGAACGCGGCCACCGGCCGACCCUAUCGCGACACCGCGGCCUAUCGGUACCUUGUGAAGGCUUUCCGUGCGCAUCGGGUCACCAGUGAGAAGUUGUGCAGAGCCCAACAUGAACUUCAUUUCCAAGCUGCCACCUAUCUCUGUCUCCUCCGCAGCAUCAGGGAACACGUGGCGCUUCAUCAGGAAUUUCAUGGCAAGGGUGAGCGCUCAGUGGAGGAGUCUGCAGGCUUGGUGGGCCUCAAGUUGCCCCACCAGCCUGGAGGGAAGGGCUGGGAGCCAUGAACAUGGAGAGAUUCCUUGGAUGCUGCCUUCAUAUGAGAAUUUAAUCAUUUCUAUCAAUAUGUAUUUAUCAUUAAAUUUUUUUUAAGUUUAGGGUUUUUCUUUAUAA